Molecule: messenger RNA, 4649 nt
Organism: Closterium sp. NIES-67
Lineage: Eukaryota; Viridiplantae; Streptophyta; Zygnematophyceae; Desmidiales; Closteriaceae
Source: the annotation of a GenBank genome assembly
GGUUCUUUCUUGAGAUCACAGCCUCUCGUUACAGCAAGCCAGUUUGUCUGCUGGGCGUUGAUGGCAUGGAGAGAGGCCCAUUUUGCUACUCUGCUCUGGUUUGCUUGGCUGAUUGACGUGACGACAGAAAAACAAAACAGCAAGUAUGCUGAAUAUAGAUCGACUGUAAAUAUGGCAAGAAGUCCGAUUUCUUAGGUACGUAAACUGGAUGAUGACAUCGCCGUCUUUCGUUGCUUCCAAAAGACGUCAGGUAAUUUCCAGCCUCUAUGUCCUUCCCGACACCUAGGCCCAUCGUCGUUAUCGCUUCAUCGCUCGCUUGCAGCUCCGCUCGCCGCAUGCGUCGCAGAUCGCCGGUGUGAGCUGUCGUUUCGCAGCCGAUUUGGUCCAUACUGUAGUUCUAAACUGCAGCACAGCACAGGGCAGAACCCCCGGAUCGUUCCAAACGAAGCGGUGCACGGUGCAUGCACCGCACACGACGACAUUGCGGAAGAGGUUGCGCCAAUGUGAUGUGACCCCACAACGCAUCCCAGAACGGGGUUCUACCAACAAGGGGCAAUCUCCACCUUGCGGCUCUCUCGACGUGCCUCCUCACGCUUCGCCCACCUUGUGUAUUCUCCAGCCACAACCAGGGGAGCAAUAGAGUUGUAGCCAGUAGUCGCUGAUUCGCUGGCUCUUAUUCAGUAUACUUAUCUGACUCACGCGGUCCGACUCGCUGUCAGGAUCUCCUUCUUCGGCCGUCUUUCGCCCUCAAGCCUAACAAGGCAGGCGCCGCCGCCGCGCCGCGCCGCGCCGCCGCGGGCGCGUCUCAUCAACACGUAGUAGCGGAUCGGGCUGGGGAAAACCCCGUUUGCGAGAUCUACGACGGUGUUUCGACUCAAAAGUCAAGCACCCUCACUUUUUGGAUCUCGUCGCACGUCGCGCGAGCGGAUCAGAUCGGACGGUGGAUGUUCAGUCUGAGCUAUGUGGGGACCAAACUGGAUGAACGGCGACGAUAUCGAGCUGCUGUAGUAGUUUGACGGUUCGGAGCAGUCGGACCGCGACAGAAGAUUACGUACGACUCAUCAUAUUGUCAGACAGAAGAUUAGUAGUGACUCGUGUACGUAGCGAAUUUCCCAGGCUAGAUUGAUGACAGACGGAUCUGCUUAUAUCGAGGCGUAACCUAGCAGCGGAGAUCUACAGGAAAAGCCUCGGCGUGUCAACGAAUUGUAACUGUAGCGCGCGACGAACCUGACAUUUCGCCGACUUGGGAUUUCAGUUUAAGGUUCUGGCAGGGCGAGUCUGCUGUGUUUCGCAUCUGAACAAAUUAGGGUUUCGCGCGCGCCACCACAUCCCCCCUCCUCCCCCUUGCGGUUUAACCUCCCCAGCUUGAAAACCCGCGCGUGCUGUGCGCACGGAUUCCCCUCAUCCAUCACUUCUGCGCCUGCCGCGCCUGCCGCGUUUGCCGCGCCUGCCGCAUUUGCCGCGUCUGCCGCGCCUGCCGCGCCUGCCGCGCCUGCCGCGUGUACGUGUCUCUGCGCGCUUGCGCGUCUGCCGGCGGUCUAUUCUCAUCGUAGCCGUCCCGCUCUUCGCCUGCCGUUCUCACUACAUCCCCGCCUCCGCCUCCGCCUCCGCCUCCCCCACGUUCUCCUCGUAUCUGCGCGCCUCUCCCCUUUUCCCCCGCAAACCCGCGGACGUCUAUGCCCCUCGGGUUCCCCACGCCGCCCUCCGCAGCAUCCAUGCAACCUCCGCAUCCCCCCUCCGCGGCCGCCCCCUCUCACCCCCUCCCGGUCCCGCAAGUCUCCCCGUACCCUGCGCAAGGACCCCCCUACCCCGCUCCUCCGUCCACUCCCCCUCCCCUCCCCUUUGACAUAGUCCCCACCGCGGAGGGGGAGGGGUUCGCGCGGAAGCGGUCAGGGGGAGGGGGAGGGGGGAUGGAUGGGGGAGCGGGAGUGGGAGGGGGAGGCGGAGCGGGAGGGGGGGAGGAAGUGCUUCUAGAUGCGGUGCUGUUAGUACCGUGUUCCAAUAGAGUGGGGUCAGGAUCGAGUGGGUUAAAUCAGGGCGUGUUCAGUCGCCGUGUGGUUGGUGUGGGUGUCGAUAGAAACACCAACGCAUACCACCACCAUCGGCAUCAGCAGAACGAGCAUAAUCAGCACCAUCAACAGCAGCAGCAGAGCCAGGGUCAUUGGCAUCAAAGCGCAGGUGUUUCUUCAGGUGCCACCCUCUUCCCAGGUGCUGUACCUCAGGAGCGGGCCACAGAAGGAGCAGCAGCAGCCGUGGCAGCAGCAGCAGCAGGAGGGGCAGGGAGAGGAGGAGCAGCCGCAGCAACAUCAGCAGCAGCAGCAACACCAGCAGCAGCAGCAACACCACCAGCAGCAGCAACACUAGCAGCAGCAGCAACACCAGCAGCAGCAGCAACACCAACGACAGCAGCAGGAGCGCCACUGCCAUCCCCUCGAUACGCAAUGGCCAGGAAGAAUAGCCGUGCCUCUGACAUCUCAUCACACCCGUCGGUUCUUGAGCUGACGUUUCGUGUGCUCUCACCAAAAGGCCUAGCAGUGGCAGCGUGCGUGUCAAGAGAAUGGCGGACAGCCGCCAGCAGCGAGUCCCUCUGGCUCCGCCACAGCAUCGCCCUCUGGCCCGCCCUCGCCAGCCCUGCUGUCGCCCGCCGUGUGUCCGACUCCUGUGGCUUCUACCUCUUCUACAGGAAGCGCUUCCUUCGCCCCGGCCGCGCCUCCCCACUCCCCUUUCAUCUUGACGACUUGACCUUCUUCUUCGACCUCUCCUUCCACGGCUCGCCCGUCUUCUCGCAAGCAUUCAAGUACGAAGGGGGGCGCGCCCUGGUCCCCUUCGCUCACCACACAUUCUCGGACCCCUGCGCCAUUUUCCCCUCUAUCGAGGCACUCGAUAAGGACUCGUUUCGGCGGUCUUUGGCAGUAAACUGGACGGUCUUGAGGAGGACGGAUGGGAGGGGGUCGUGUUUGGUGCGAGCGUGCCCGGAUCGAGUGGGGCAGGCGCUGCUGGUGCUGGAUCGAGAGAUGCUGCUGCCGCUGCCGACGCAGCAGCAGCAGCAGAGCCAGCGGAGGCAGCAGCAGCGGCAGCAGCGGCUGCACGGGUCAGGGGGGAGUGGGGGCCAGUCGGGUGCUAGUGGUGCUGCUGCUACUGCUGCUCCUACUGAUGCUGCUGCUGCUGCUGCUGCUGGUGGAGGGGGAGAGGGCUUGGUGCUGACGCUUGGCUUGGCCUGUGGGGAUGGGGCAGCAUCAGCAACAGGGAACGGUGGGAGUGCAGUGGAGCCUGCUGCUAGGGGAAACAAUGGCGCAGUGGCACACGCACGGCAAGGGCUGGACUCUUCUAGUAGAGAUCCUCAAGCUGGCGGAAGAACAGCAGGAGAGGGGGGAGCAGGAGCAGGAGCAGCAGCAGGGGCAGCAGCAGCAGCAGGGGCAGGGGCAGGGGCAGGGGCAGGGGCAGGGGCAGGGGCAGGGGCACAAGGGGGGACCGCACACGAGUCCCAGCAAAGAGUGGGGGGGCCAAAGGAGCAGGUGCAAGUACCGGCACUUAAGAUGGUGUUUAACACAGCCUUAGGGGGGCUGGUGGGGCAGGUAUUUUAUGGCAUGAUGAAAGUAUCUUUCACACUGCCGCUGCAAGAAAAGCUCAUACCUGCUGCCAGCAGCAGCAAUGCCAACGGCUGCAGCAGCAACAACACAAAUUUAAUGGGCGCUGCAGCUGCCGCCGCCGCUGCUGCUGCUGGGGUUGCUGCUGCGACUGCUGCGGCGGCAGCAGCAGCAGCAGGAGCAGGAGCAGGGGCUGGAGCAGGGGCAGCAGGUGCGGCAGCAGGAGUGGGGGCCAAUGUGGAGAUGACACCUGUCAACGUGCUGGCUCGCACGGGGGCCAUGGAGGUGAAUCUAACAGCUCUCAAGGACCGGCUGGGAGGGACGGUGCGGGUUGAUAUUGCAGGGAAGGAGUUUCUGCUGGUGCUGUCAGCACUGCAGUGGGAGUGAGGAAUGGAGAGGUGGAGAGCAACAAGGACUGAGGAGAGGAAAGGGGAGGCUAUUAAGGGCCUCUGAGGGGGACGGUGCGGGUUGAUAUUGCAGGGAAGGAGGUUUUGGUGGUGCGGUCGGCACGCAGUGGGAGUGAGACUCAGUGUGUGAGGGUGGGUGAGAGAGAGCGAGUGGGGAAGUGAGGGGGAGAGUGAGUGAGAGUGUCUCAAGGACCGGCUGGGUUGAUACCUGGGAAGGUAUCCCUACCUGGUCUACGGUAUGACAGGGAGAGGGGGAAAAAGGCGGUAGAGGUGGAACAGGACAAAGUGAAAGGUGAGAGAGUGAGUGCAUGCGUGUGUGGCAGGUGAGAGAGGGCAAGCUAGAGCGAGUGAGUAGCGGGCGAGUGCCGAUGAGGAGCAAGCCAGAGUGAGUGAAGGGCAAGCAAGCAUGCGUGAGUGGGGAUGGGAGGCUGGUUUCUUGGAUUGGCUUAGCACAGAUUGAUGGCGAUAGAGCAGAAAUACCGUAGCUGUCUGAUUUGUAAAUUGUAACUGCCACAGCUUUCUAAUAGCUAUACCGUAGAUUCUGAUGCAAUAUGGUGGGGAAUGAGCUGUGCAAUGUUCCGAUCACGCUGGCUGGUUCCUGUUCGUAAAUGUGCUACAUGUCAACUUAUACAUAUAUUGUUAUGUAGAAGUUAUA